CGUCACAGAAGGGAAACAUGGCCGACGUGGGUACCGCGAAAUAGAGAAUCUAUGACCGAUGAGCCAAGUUUUCCUCAAAAUUCGGUCUAAAACGUCGAAAUGUCGGAUUUACUCGAAGCUCAAACCCUCCAGGAACGACUGGAGCGUCUACAGGAGCUGACAGAGUUUACAGAGAGCUGCAGGAAACAACUAAACCACAUAUUUGAAACGCUGGGAUGGUCGCUGGACGAUAAGGACCCAAACCAGGUAAAACAAACAGUAACGGUCAUCCUUAAAGAGGCGUUUUCAGUCAGCUUUCGGUCCGAAUAUGAAGAUAGUCUGGGAUUUUUCUGAUGAAAUCCUUACUUAAAAAGUAAUAAUAUGAUUUAAUGUUUUAACCGGACGGUUACCGGGUCAUCGAUAUGAUUAUCUUUAAUCGAUGAUGUUGUAACUGUUGGUGUCACAUCGAAAAUGGUUAAGGAUUCAGUUCAGAUCUCUGCUUCAGGGACCGGGAGACCAGAGUGUUUGUCUGAGUUACUUAAACAGGUUUGUAAAAUUGAACUUGUUUAUAAGUCAUGAUGUUUUUAGUGUCCUAUGGUAUGUUAUUUAUCAGGUCUGGACUCAGUGAGUGAUUCGUUCACUGAACAUGAACCGUUCCCUCUCUAACCGCUGCAAUGAUAGGGUGAUGCGGGUUUAAUGCACUACUUUAUUACAUGCUGUGUCCUGUUGAAUGCAAGUUGUUUUAGUGGCAAUUUAGCAGUUAAAAAAAAAAAAAAACAUGGUAGUUUUGUCUGCCGAAGUGAUUCCAGAGAGUGUAGUUAAAUGCGUGAUUCGUUCACCACAGGUGUCGGUGCAUGAGGUCCCUUGUUUGCCGGCUGCUCGACCAGCAAAGCGGUUUCUCACUUCAGCUUAAUUGAAGUGAGGAACGAACGAAUCACUCAAGGACGUAAUUCGGUUCAGUACGUUCACCUACAAGAUUCGGUUCUUUUGAACGAAUCAUUCGCGAACAACACAGCCCUACUUUUGACUGUUUGUAAACCAAUAAAAUCUGUUUUCAUGUCGAUCCCACACAGCGUCCUGACUCUUAUAGAGGUGGUGUUGUACACUGAAAUCUUCUGGACUUUAUAUGUUUUUGUAAGAAUUCGAAGUCUUGAUCUCAAACAGCAUUCUUUCUUCAGAGCUGAUGUUCCUCUGAUGUUUGUGGUGUUUUUCUAGGAGGAACUGGAACAGUGUCCUUAUGAUCCCAACCACAGAGUCCCAGCCAGGAGCAUGGAGAAACACAGAGCCUCCUGCAGCCUCCGUAAGAUGGGCUACACAGCUGAGGAGCAGGUAACGUGCUGCUUAUAGGUCAUGUAGGAACUAAAACAGAUGGCUCGCUCAUGGGCUCCUGGUCUAAGCGCCUCAUGUGUAGAGGCUCCACUAAAAUAGAUGUUUCAGAGUGAUCAAAUCCACAGUUUUUCUGUACAAUCUUUGAGAAGAAGGACCAUUAAAGGUUUCAUCGUUCCUUUUCAGGAGGAGAUAAUCGACAGCUCUGUGUGUUAUGAGAACACCAGUGUAAGAACCUUUACAAUGGGUGAGUCACUCAUGAUAACUGCUAUUGUUCAUCCACAGCUUAAAGGUGGGGUGGUCAGGAUCUGAGUCAGGUCUACCUCCUUUUUAAGCGCCCGUUAUUCCACCAGAGUCUCCAGUAUUUACUUUGUUAAAGUCAUUUUCUUUUACGCAGACAAAUCCACCCAGCACCAGGUGAUCCUGCAGGCCAGAUCUGCUGCUCCGCUCAUGAAGAUGGAGGGGGUCUUCUGGCAAGGUGUGAGCUUAAAGUACAACAGUUGUCUUUCUUCUGACAUGCUCACGAUGACACACAAGUUUUCAUUUCAAACAAAGAGACAGAGUACCGGAGUAGGAUGGACUUUUCCAUACCGGGCCAACUGUACUACAGAAUAACAGAAUAACAGCCGACUUACAGUCAGACUGCUAUCAAACACCGUACUCAGUGGUCAGCGGCAGUAGGCCAAUUCGAAAACAGCCACAGUGUUAUUAUAUUCAGCAGUCUCACAGUGUGUAUACAGAGCAGACCACUAGAUGGCACUACAGGGCUGACUACACAAUCAGCAUCCACACUAACCAGUCUCAGCUGUUUUAUCCUCGAUCCCAGCAGAAAAAAAACUCUUUUCUAAUGUUCAUAAAUGUUCUUGAUUUUGGAUUUUGACCCUUUAAUGUUGUUUUUCUGCUGACGUCUGUAACAAGUGUGUUUGUUCUGUUCGCAGCCACAGGGGUGAGUAUUAGAGAGGAGCUGCUGCUCUGGUUCAGGCUUUCCUGACCUCGUGUAGUAUCCUUUAACAUCAUAUCCUUUCAGACUACUAUCCUGGGCUCACACACACACCAACACACACACCAACACACUCUCUUCCCUGUACGUGCGGGGGAAAAGCCUUAUACAUACAGACGUUAGAGUGUAUUGGCAUUACAUUAUAGGAGUUGAUGAGAAAUGACACAGCUGUAUCAGGAUGUGUGGUUUUGGUGUCUGGACAAACAGUGUGUAAAGCCUCCCUGCUCCUCCGUCAGGUCAGUACUCCGGACAUCCCGUCGACGUGCCUCAGAGCCACAAGCGUGCGGUGUGUGACCUCACCGUGGCCGACCGAUUGGCUCUUUAUGAUCAUGUGGUUAGCGUCUUCAGCCAACAGAAGGAAGCUGCCUCCUCCAGCAACGAGGACCUCUACGUAGAUUUGGUGUCCAAACUCAACAAGGGUAAGGUUCGAUGGUGAAGAACUCCCAAACAUCCAACAUCGUGAACUCAUCGUCAAAUAUGUUUGUGUGCAGAUGACGAACAAAACGAACCAAAGACUCACCUGGAGCUCAUGGCUGAGAUGAGGGACUAUAAGAGACGGCGUCAGUCUUACCGAGCCAAAAAUGUUCACAUCACCAAGAAGUCUUACACUGAGGUACGAACCCGCGCCCGGGGCCUUGUUUGUCAACCGUGUGUACGAACACUCCCACAUUCCCAUCAACCUGUACUUGUUCUUAGGAACGUGCGUAAAUUCAAGCCCAACUCAGAGCAUGCUUACACACAAACCCUAGUGGUCGAACAGUGAAACUACAACUACAACCCAUUAAAGGAGUCACAGCGUUCAGCAAUCUCAGACUUCACACAUGUUCUCUGUUCACUCUGUACAAAACUGAUCAAUCAGUUAUUGAUCAGACAUUUUGAAUGAUUGGUGUGACAAACUAUAAAAUCAGCUGAGAGAGGACAACCUCAGAGGAAGUCUUACAAACACAAACACAAGUAUCCUGGUUUAUUGUUCUGUGGGAGGACUUGGAGAAGCGUCUCCUCCUCCUCCUCAGGGAGCGCGGCGUUUUCAAAGAGCGUGCUGAUCUGUUCAGUGAGAACUCAGAGUGGAUCCUCAGCAGGAACCGCUUCCCCCAAAACAUCUGAAUGGAUUUAUGAUUCGUGAUUUACAGCCGUGUCGGAGCGAGAGACAAAACGCACCAACGCCAACAUCCCAGUGACCAUCCAGCUCCUGUCCACGCUAACCCGACAUUUCAGCCUGAGAUCGGAGACAUAGACAACAUUUUACAGACAACGCUGACAGAAUCAUGUCGGCAGAGAUGAUCAAUAAUUUCUCUGACCUUGACUUACAUCCAGUUCACAAACACACGUCAGCAACACGCCGAAACAAAACAAUCAGAGCCGUAGAUUUGACCACAUCGUCAUAAAAGCACCUUCACACGAUAAAUUCAGUUUAAUCAACAGGAAAGGAUUUCAAUCAAUCAAUGAUCAAUAAUCUGAGAUGAUCAUAUGGAUCAUAUGGAUAUGGAUAAAUGUUGUUGGAGGAACGCACGACUGUGAGUGUGCACCUCCAUGAUUUCAGCGAGGGGGAAAAAAAUCUACUCAGGUGUUUUUAAAGGGAUUGUUGAUACCAUAUAUGGUCAGUUGGAGGCGUGUCUGAAUGUUAAUGACCCUAACCAUGAACGAGCAGAAAUACAGAUUUAUUUUGUUCUUACACAGAUUUUAAAUUUCAUUCCUACGACAGAAUUUAGAACCUUUUCUACACACGGUUGAUUAAUGAGGGUCCUGGAGAAGACUCUGCUGAGUCUUUACCCACAAUGCUUUGUUAAAUCUGAGCUUUUAUGGAGUUACUCAUAUAUAAAAGUGUGAUUAAGUAAAUUUGAACUGAACAAAAACAGUAACUUGGUGUCACUGUGAUCCACCUGCAGGUGAUCAGAGAGGUGAUCAGCGUCCACUCGGCUGAGCUGGCCAGACAGUGGAGAGAGGAAGAGGAGGAGGAGUCAGUAAGAUCUGAACUGUCCUACCACAGGUAAAACAAAUCCCCCUCUGAUGAUCAACAUGUUAUUGAUGAGAGUUUUCAGCUGAUGUUUUGUGUCAUUCAGGCGACGGAUGGAUGAACGACGAUCUGCUUCGUCAGAGUCUCGUCACUCCCACAGCAGACGCCAUCGCAGCCGAGAACGAAGCCGAGAGAGAGAGAGCAAGAAGAAGAAGAAAAGAGGAAGGUGAGACAGGAAAACCAGAACAGUUUGAUUAUAUCACUUCAUCACUUCAUGCUAAAUUCAGGCGACGGAGAGCGAGCUGCGCUGCCAAGAAAGACAACGUCAGCAUCGCUCAUGUUCAAAUGUUGACGACACAGACAUAAGAGAACACAGAGAUAUCGUUAUAUUACCAAUAUCAUCAAUAACUAAUAACUAUUGACUGAUAUUAAAAGAUUUUCUGUAUAUAUAUAUAUAUAUACCAUAAAAAAGAUGUUUCUUUAACAGAAUCCUCUUUACCCCAACUCUGAUGAGACUCACAGAUCAUCUGUAGAGAAGAAAACUUUUACCAACUCUUCAGUAUAAAAAUAUGACAUGUUCCUUUUUAGCACCUAUUCAUCAAUACUGCUUUUCAUAAUUCGAUACAAAAGUUUAUUUUUGAUGGAAUCACCCGUUUGCAGAAGUACUGACACACUCCCUGUCUGCUCUUUGGGUCUUUGCAGGGAUUCCCGCUCCCCUGACGACCACCGCGACCGAAAGAAGAAGAAAAAGAAGAAGAAGGAGGAGAGGGAGAGAGAGAAGGAGAAGUAAAGAUGCUGGUUCAUGACUCCAGAAACGAUCAGAUGAGGCUAAUGUGGUCUGCACAGGUCAAAGGUUACCAGGUGUCAGAAAAGAGGCGGAUUCUUGAAAUGGUUAAAUGGGAAUAAAGUUUUUUUUUAUACCAACAGCA
Molecule: messenger RNA, 5188 nt
Organism: Xyrichtys novacula (pearly razorfish)
Lineage: Eukaryota; Metazoa; Chordata; Actinopteri; Labriformes; Labridae
Source: the annotation of a GenBank genome assembly